AUGUUAUUUAAAAUCCGUACAAAAUGAAGCACAUUCUUUUCUUCAUCAUUUCCAUUCUAUUCUUCGUCAUUAAAUUAAACUGUGGUCAUAAUCCAAAGUUUGAUGAAACUGUCAAGACUAUUUUCGUCCACCUCCUUGCCUGUCCACUCCAUUGCGUCCGCCAAAGAGCUUCAUGGUCACCUCAUUAGAACUCACAAAAACUCCGACCCUUAUGCUAUUUCAGACGUUAUUAGAUUCUAUUCUCUCUUUCCCACCGCCCUACACAAAGCCCUUCUUGCUUUUAAUCAAACGGAACAACCAGCAUUGCCAAUUUGGAAUUUCGUGAUUCGAGGGAUAUCUAAGAGUGAUCGCCCGAUUGAUGCACUCCACAUGUUUGACAGAAUGCGUCAACGAGGAUUACGUGGAAAUAAUCUUACUUUCAUUUUCAUCUUCAAGGCAUCUAUACAUCUUUCGGAUAUUGUGUUUGGACGGGCAGUUCAUGUUGAUGUUAUGAAGCUUGGGUAUUCGUCGUACUUGUAUGUGUGUAAUGCUUUGCUUUACAUGUAUGGUUCUUGUGGUGAUUUAGCUAGUGCCAGAAACGUGUUUGAUGAAAUAUCUGAGAGAGAUUUAGUGUCGUGGAACUCCUUGAUUUGUGGGUAUAGUAUAUGUAAUAGAUAUCGUGAAGUAUUGGAUGUUUUUGCUUCAAUGCAGGAAGAAAAUGUGAAGGCGGAUGCAGUGACGUUGGUGAAAGUAGUGCUAGCUUGUAGCUAUUUAGGGGAUUUUGAUACUGUGGAUUCUGUGGUGAGGUAUAUAGGGGAUAAUUGUGUGAGAAUCGAUGUAUACUUGGGAAAUACAUUGAUUGAUAUGUAUGGUAGACAUGGUUUAGUUGCGUUAGCUGAAGCAGUUUUUGCUAAAAUGGAGGAGAGAAAUGUGGUUUCAUGGAACGCCAUGAUAAUGGGGUAUGCUAAAGCAGGGAAUUUAACGGCUGCAAAGGAACUUUUUGAUAAGAUGCCUAACAGAGAUGUGAUUUCUUGGACUUCUAUGAUCACAGGAUAUUGUCAAGUUAAUCGAUUUUCAGAUGCUAUUGCACUUUUCCAAGAGAUGAUGACAAUUAAGGUUAAACCUGAUGAAGUCACUGUUGCUAGUGUUCUUUCUGCUUGUGCACGUUUAGGUAUACUUGAUGUGGGUAAGGCAGUGCAUGAUUAUGUUCGUCAGCAUGACAUUAAAAUGGAUAUUUACGUGGGGAAUGCACUGGUGGAUAUGUACUGCAAAUGUGGAUCUGUUAAUAUAGCCUUGGAAGUAUUUUUGAGCAUGAGAAAAAAGGAUACUGUUUCUUGGACUUCAAUAAUCUCUGGACUUGCAGUGAAUGGCUUCCAUGAUAAUGCUCUUCAGCUCUUCUUGCAGAUGCUAGGAGAAGGUUGUAAGCCAACUCAUGGUACUUUUAUUGGUGUACUACUUGCUUGUGCUCAUGCAGGUUUGGUGUACAAAGGUUUGGAAUACUUUGAGAGUAUGGAGAAACUUCACGGAUUAGUGCCAGAAAUGAAGCAUUAUGGUUGUGUUGUUGAUUUGUUGUGCCGCUCUGGUAAUUUAAAUAGAGCAUUUGAGUUUAUAAAUCUUAUGCCUAUGGAAGCAGAUGUGGUUUUGUGGAGAAUGCUGCUUAGUGCUUGUAAACUUCAUAGUAAUGUAGUUCUUGCUGAAAUUGCUGCAAACAAACUUCUUCAAUUGGAUCCUGAUAAUGGUGGUAAUUAUGUUUUGUCAUCAAGUAUUUAUGCCACUGCAGAGAGGUGGGACGAUGCAAUGAACACAAGGCAAUUGAUGGAUGAGGGCACAGUACAGAGGCCACCAGGCAGGAGUUCAAUUGAAGUAGAUGCGAUUGUCUAGCAUUCAAAGUACCUCGUCUUAGAAAUGUAAAGUACCUGAAACAAUGGCUUCCUUCACAUGGUACUAUUUGUACAGAUAGUCACGAGAUCGAGCAUACAGGUGUAGUAGUUAUUGACAGCACGUGAGACGGAAGUGUGUAUCAUGUAAACAUGAGUUAUUGUUCUCUAGCUGCAGUUUUGGAUAAAAAAUGCUAAAUAUGAGUUGCCAACUAACGCAUGAGUUUGAUUUUCUCUUCUUCAGCACUAUAAAGAUGAAGGUCCCAAUAUGCAUACAGGUUGCUAUUUGACACCUAAAUAACACGUUAAGUUUUAUUGUGGAAUACCGAAUUGUAUUUAUGAUCUCUGCUUCCUUGGGGUUAUAGAUGGUUGUUGUAUCUAGUACGUGGCAUAGCUGAUACAUAUUGCAAGUGUGGUACCAGUCUUCUGAACUUUGUAUUUUUAAAACUUAAGGUUCCACUGCCUCUUUGCCACAUUUAACAUUUUAAAUUUGGAAUGAUGGUAGGACGCUCAGAGCAUGCUCCUUAGCAGACUGAGCAUGUAGCUCUAUCAGAAUAAUCUCAAGGUAUGAAACCGCAAUGAUCUCGUCAAUUGCUUCUUAACUUUUUCAGUGAUACUGUAUAUUUCUGAAUCAUGUUCAUAUUCGUUUUUAUCCUAGUGAUCAUGGGUUUGGUUGACACUGAACCUUGUUUAAAAUUUUCUAGUUACAGGCAAUCCAUCUUAGAUGGAACUUUUUGGACUAGUAUAUGAUGAUCGAUAGCUUUUCUAUGACAUUCAAGUUUUUUUUUCUCUUCUGAGGGCGGGGGAAGGGAGGGAUUCGUCAUUCUCCUCGCUGAAAGAGGUUAAAUUGAUCCCCAAACACACAUCUAAUGCCAACUUGAGUUUAGGUACACUGCUAAAAUUUUGAUUCAGCUACAGGUUGAAGAUGACUUUGAUGACAUUUCCCCCGCGAGAACUGGUCUCAAAAGGCUUCUUCCAUUCCCUCUUGAGUAAGUUAUACCUGUGGGUUAUGAGAGGCUUUACAUCUAUUUCCCUAGUUCUCAGAAGUACAAUGCAGAAUGCCUGUGUAUUUCGGUAUCUGACAAUGCCUAUGACAUCGACCUCUCUGCCACAGGAAAAAAGACUCUUGAAAGUUUCGCCUUCGAAAAGUGUUUCAGGAAAGAAAUUUAAAGCACAGAAGUGCAAGUACCUUGCAGCAGCUGAAGUAAGAGGGAGAGUCAUCUCACUCAAGACUAAUCCAAUGAGGCAUACUUUACCACCAGCACGGGCAGCUUCCGAGUCAUUAUCAUAGUCUUGUAAAAAAAAACAUAAUCAAAGCUCAAAUAUCUGGGUUUGACACAAAUAACUGCUGAUGAGGAGGAAAAAAAAUGUGAACCUGCAUAGAUGGAAGAAACUUUAAUGAUCUCA
Molecule: messenger RNA, 3263 nt
Organism: Capsicum annuum
Lineage: Eukaryota; Viridiplantae; Streptophyta; Magnoliopsida; Solanales; Solanaceae
Product: pentatricopeptide repeat-containing protein At2g22410, mitochondrial
Exons: 1
Coding region: 103-1860 (585 amino acids)
Biological process (GO): RNA modification
Molecular function (GO): protein binding; RNA binding
Source: RefSeq, a predicted model, not a curated record